Daldinia decipiens is the source of this 1620-nucleotide messenger RNA. RefSeq lists its product as uncharacterized. The transcript has 2 exons. Gene Ontology annotation, molecular function: RNA polymerase I core promoter sequence-specific DNA binding; TBP-class protein binding; RNA polymerase I general transcription initiation factor activity. Gene Ontology annotation, biological process: transcription initiation at RNA polymerase I promoter; nucleolar large rRNA transcription by RNA polymerase I. NCBI's taxonomy places the organism in Eukaryota, Fungi, Ascomycota, Sordariomycetes, Xylariales, Hypoxylaceae. Bases 136 to 1620 code for a protein of 494 amino acids. The record is from RefSeq and is a predicted model, not a curated record. Gene Ontology annotation, cellular component: RNA polymerase I core factor complex.
CACAACGUUAACAUUCUUCUCCAGGACAACCAAAAGUUUCUUAAUUACCACCGAUUAAAAAGCAUUAUAAUUCAGGACAUCUCCUAAUGCCCAUGUCUAUAUAACAGUGUCUAUAUAACAGUAAAAGAAAACAUCAUGGGACCUUUCGCUCUCCCGGUGCCAAACUAUCGCCUCGGUGCACAUCAUCGCAUAAACAAACCUAAGAAAAAAGAUGAGAGCCAAGAAAAUGAGGAGGAAGUUUGGGUCGAAUCCGAAUGGGACACGCCCUCCUCGCGUCUCCCCUCAGACUCUAUCAACCCCCUUAGCCACACGCCAGAUACCCUUCGGCAAUUCGCCGUUGCUGGACUGUCGCCCACAGAGGAGAUACCGUCCAAGGCAAACCCCUUGUUCCCGCACAAGCCGAUCCAGCCCGAGCGCAAGGGCCACAGGAAGCGCGAUGUCGACAAAGACAAUGAAAAUGCUACCGAGAAGCGGGAUAAGGCCGUUACGUCAAAGCAGCACUCGGAGCGCCUACAGCAUCUAAGCACGUUAACAGCGAUCCUGCACCGCUGUCUCGGCGAGGGCGACAUCCUGCGUGCGAAGCGUGCCUUCGGGUUACUGGUGCAGACCAAGGACGUAGAUAUCCGCCAGGCCGGGCUAUGGGCUAUAGGCUCCGAGAUCCUCAUGCGGGAUGGCGAGUCAGAAGAAGGCCAACUCAGAUAUAAGCAGGGACGGGACAACGAACUACGUCGCUGGGGCUCCGCCGCCAACGUCGACAAAGUAAGAUCCUACUUCGAAACCCUCAUCCAGCAACACCCGCACGACCCGCACCGGCCACAACUCACCAGCGCGCUGGACUUCUGGCCCGCGCUCUUCGGCAUCGAGGUGUACAACAUCGAUGCGGAAAUGCGGGCUGCGACGCAUCGUCUCCAGCGGCAACAAGAACAAGAACAAGAUCCAGGCCACGAAGAAGAAGAAGAAGAAGAAGACGAAGACGAAGACGAGGGGGGGUAUGGAUUUGACGUGGACAUGGCGUAUUCGGACGAGACGUUUGAAUCGCAGCGAGAGCUCCAAGCCCAAAGACGACGGCAGGCGACCUACGCGGCGCGCGACGAGAUCCGCACGCGCGCGCUGGUUGCCGCCGAGGCAGUCGCCAAGCAGAUGGACCAGGUGAUGGAAAACGCGCCGUACGGCGCGCACCGCGGACUGUUGCGGCUGCGGGCGCAUCUAGCGCUGUUCGUGGGGGAUUUGUGUCUGCCGGCGCGGCUUGUCGUCGACGGUAGCCGCGUGUCGGGGGAAGAGAGGGGGAAGCGGACGGGGAAAGGCAAGGGCAGGAGUGGCGAGGAUGGGCUGCGGGCGCGUGCCGAGACGGCGGAGGACCAUGCUGCGCUGGCGAGGAGGGGGGACGAGCAGGGGAGGGCGAGGAUGUUGUUUCGGAAGGUGUUGGAUGGGGGAGGGGGAGGGGAGCCGGAGGGGGAAGGGGGGGCGGAUAGUUGGGUGCGGGAGUUUGUGGAUGAGGGCGAGGAUGAGGAGGUGGAUGGGAGGGAUGAUACCCCGAGCAAUAUAAACCACAAACACUCCCUACAGAGGUUUCACGACACGUCUGCCUUCAAUCUUGUAUCAAAGUUUGGUGUCGAGUAG